AUGGACGACAAACCCAUCCAGCCAGCAGAGGACGACGACCUGGUCCCGCACGAGAACCAGACAUAUCCGAAUUCCGACCCCGAGUCCGAGUCCGAUACUGAAUCCUUAAACGAAGCAUCCAUAAAAUCCACUCGCUCCUACUCCUCCCUCGCCCUCCAACACAUCCACGAAAAUGGCCGCCGCUACGCCGACGAAACCUACUUCAUGCCCAACGACGAACCAGAACUCACCCGCCUCAACAUCCUCCACCAAAUCUACCUAAUCCUCCUCGAGGGCACUCUGACAACAGCUCCACUCCCCCAAACACCACGCAUCCUCGACAUAGGCACCGGCCCUGGCGACUGGGCCAUCGAAAUGAGCGCCGCCCACCCAACAGCCACGAUAAUCGCCUCCGACCUAACAGUCUUCGACUCGGGAGUCGGCCACCUCGACCUCCCAAACGUAGAUUUCCAACUCGCCGACGCACGCACAGAAUGGACCUACCACGAACCAUUCGAUCUUAUCCAUCUCCGGGGUCUAUCAGGCGCAUUCCAAGACUGGGCCGCGAUAUACACACAAGCCUUCGAACACUGCAAACCAGGCGGAUACAUCGAAGUCGCAGACUCCGAUCCAGCCGCAGACACAAUAACCUUCUCCCCGCUGAAACGACCGGAAAGUGAAGCCGAAAUACCCGCGCUACGCACAUACACCGCAGCACUACGAUCCGCGGCCAACGCCGCCGGCUACCCACGCGACCUCGCCCAUCUGAACACCGACGCGCUGGUCGCGGCCGGAUUCGUGGAUGUCCGCGUCCUAGAACGGACGAUCCCGAUUGGCCUGUGGCCAGAAGACGUUGCGGAAAAGACGCUGGGCAAGAUGGCGCUUAUUGCGUUGGUAGAGGGGUUGGAGGGGUAUGCGUUGCGGCCGUUGACGGCGUUUGGGGGGUAUACUGUUGAUGGGGUGAGGGAGCUGUGUGAGGCUGUGAGGGGGGAGCUUUUGGGGGUCAGUGGGUUGACGGUGAAGGCGAGGAUUGUUACGGGGAGGAGGCCUGUUUCUUUUGCGCAGAAGAAGAUGGAUUUGUUGGCGAGGGUUAUGGCUAGGGCGAAGAUUGUGCAGGAGGGGGCUGAGGCUGAGGGGGAGGAGUAG
Penicillium subrubescens is the source of this 1125-nucleotide messenger RNA. RefSeq names its product class I SAM-dependent methyltransferase. The record is from RefSeq and is a predicted model, not a curated record. Lineage: Eukaryota; Fungi; Ascomycota; Eurotiomycetes; Eurotiales; Aspergillaceae. Gene Ontology annotation, molecular function: methyltransferase activity. The coding region runs from base 1 to 1125 and encodes 374 amino acids. The transcript is spliced from 2 exons.